Molecule: messenger RNA, 1836 nt
Organism: Carlito syrichta (Philippine tarsier)
Lineage: Eukaryota; Metazoa; Chordata; Mammalia; Primates; Tarsiidae
Gene: MAGEF1
Product: MAGE family member F1
Biological process (GO): negative regulation of transcription by RNA polymerase II
Cellular component (GO): nucleus
Source: RefSeq, a predicted model, not a curated record
AUGCAGCAGGUCAGCAGGCAGCAGGGCCACAAGGAGCAUGAGCUCUCAUACCAAGGGGGUAUGGAGCAACACAUGGUCACACACAGUGUGGACUGGUUUCAGAAGGCUGUUGGCCACCAUGCUAUGUACAAUAAAACUGCCUGCCAGUAUAUGAAGGCGGAAUGCUGCAACAAGGCAGGGCUUCCUGAGAAUCAGUGGUCCACCCACUUGCCUUCCGGCAGUCUUGUUGCUGAGUCCAUUAAAAGGAAGGAGCAGCUACAAGGUGAGUUGUCUGUCAGGUGGCCCCCUCCAAAAGUCCCAGGCGCUCCCGGCUCCUGUGCUGUGCCGCCCCAGCCUCCGCAAAGCCCGGUCUGCCACCGCUCCUUGUUGUCCCGCCGCCCCAGCCGCUGUCCAACUCCUCCCCCGGUGGCUCGCACACCCUUCGGCCCGUGUACGCGCUUUGCACCUGCUGCCCGAAACCGUGCCCCAGAAGCCCGAGAGCGGGGGUCUCCGGGUCCCUUGGGCCGAGGGGAGAAGGAAGGCGGCCGUGAGGGUGAGACCCAGGCCCCGAGCCUCCUCCGACAGGAGAGUCCCAAUGAGGGCCUUGGCGCCGCGAGGGAGGAGGGGGCUACGGAGCCCGCCGUCACCCUGAAAGGUGGGAGGGCUGUGGCAGCCAGAGCCAUGGCUCGGCGCAGGGCCUGCCGCCGCCCGAAUCGGACGGUGGCGGAAUGGGUGCGGUUCCCGCUGAGAGACAAGAAGAGGAGUCCCAUCACACGCUCCGAGAUGGUGAAAUGCGUUAUCAGAGACUUGGAGGAUCCGAUCCCGGAGAUCUUCGCAAGGGCCGCAGAGCAUCUGCGGUAUGUCUUUGGCUUCGAGCUGCAACAGUUUGACCGCAAGCACCACACUUACAUCCCGGUCAACAAUGUAAAACCUCUUGAUGAGGAGGAGGAGGAGGAUCUGGGAGGAGAUGGUCCCCGGUUGGGUCUCUUAGUGGUGAUCUUGGUCCUCAUCUUCACGAAAGGCAAUAGUGCCAGGGAGGCCCAGGUCUGGGAGAUGCUGCGACGGCUGGGGGUGCGGCCCUCAAAGUAUCACUUCCUCUUUGGGUACCCGAAGAGACUGAGUGUGGAAGAUUUUGCGGUGCCUCACACCAAUCCACUGGAGUAUGAGUUAUCUUGGGGUCCCCGAAGCAACCUCGAAAUCAGCAACUUGAACGUCCUCGGGUUCGUGGGCAAGUUUCAUAAGAAAGAACCCACCUGGCCGGCGCAGCACCCUGAGGCCCUGGCAGACGAGACCCACAGGGCCAGAGCUGAGGCCAGUAUAAGGACUAGGGUCGACAUCCGCCGCUGAUGAGGGCUCCGUGGGUAUGGAAGCUCCUUUUUGGAGUCGUAAGUAGUAUGAGGGGGGGCGAGGGUCGUAUUUAUGUAGAAAUGGUGUAACUUUAGGAUUUAGGUUUUGUAUCUUGAUACAUUUUGUUACAUUACUAUACUGUUAAAAUGCUGUUUAUAAAUGAGAUUAGUCUACUUUUUCCUGUAUGAUUUUGUUGUAAAGUUUUGCUUGGUUUGUAAAGUGAAUGGAAAACUUUGCAUUUUAUCCUGUGACUUUGAAGAAAUUAUGCAUCAUUGUCAUGCUGUGCUUUAAUGGUUUGAAGGAACUCAGCAGUCUGAUGACCUGGUACCAGGAAAAAUAAUAACUGAUUGGUGUCUAGCCUCCCAACACUUUUUGUCUAUUGUAUAUAAAAGAAAAAGACUGACAUGUACCUACACUUGCUUAGCUAUUUUAGUAUAUAGAGAAAAAUUAAAAUACAGUAAAUUUAAAGUAUACCCUGGUCCACUUAAUAAAGUAAACAUUUGUUGAGUA